Molecule: messenger RNA, 1634 nt
Organism: Manacus vitellinus (golden-collared manakin)
Lineage: Eukaryota; Metazoa; Chordata; Aves; Passeriformes; Pipridae
Gene: FZD5
Product: frizzled class receptor 5
Exons: 1
Biological process (GO): non-canonical Wnt signaling pathway; canonical Wnt signaling pathway
Cellular component (GO): plasma membrane
Molecular function (GO): Wnt-protein binding; Wnt receptor activity
Source: RefSeq, a predicted model, not a curated record
ACCUACAUGCCCAACCAGUUCAACCACGACACGCAGGACGAGGCCGGGCUGGAGGUGCACCAGUUCUGGCCGCUGGUGGAGAUCCAGUGCUCCCCGGACCUGCGCUUCUUCCUCUGCAGCAUGUACACCCCCAUCUGCCUGUCCGACUACACCAAGCCGCUGCCUCCCUGCCGCUCCGUCUGCGAGCGGGCCAAGGCCGGCUGCUCGCCCAUCAUGCAGCAGUACGGCUUCGCCUGGCCCGAGAGGAUGAGCUGCGACAGCCUGCCUGUUCUGGGGGACUCCGAGGUGCUCUGCAUGGGAUACAACCACACGGAAGCCACCACCCUGCCACCUUUCUUCGGGAAGCCCACGCGCCCUGCCAAGGAUGUGGCCAAAAACCUGACACCGCUCGAUGGCCAGCGGCCCUCGGGGCUGGACUGUGGUCAGACUUGCAAGUGCAAAGCGCCCCUGAUCCCCAUCUCCAAGGAGUCCCAUCCACUCUACAACCGCAUCAGGACUGGGAAGGUACUGAACUGUGCCAUCCCCUGCUACCAGCCCUACUUUACCCAGGAUGAGAAGACCUUUGCCACCUUCUGGAUUGGCCUCUGGUCCAUCCUCUGCUUCCUCUCCACCUCUACCACUGUGGCCACCUUCCUUAUUGACAUGGAGCGCUUCAAGUACCCUGAGCGCCCCAUCAUCUUUCUCUCUGCUUGCUACCUCUUCGUCUCUGUGGGCUACAUCGUGCGUCUGGUGGCAGGGCAUGCCAACGUGGCUUGCAACCCGGAGCACCACCACAUCCAUUAUGAGACCACGGGCCCUGCUCUCUGCACCGUGGUUUUCCUUCUCCUCUACUUUUUCGGCAUGGCCAGCUCCAUCUGGUGGGUCAUCCUGUCCCUCACCUGGUUCCUGGCAGCUGGCAUGAAGUGGGGCAAUGAGGCCAUUGCUGGCUACUCACAGUACUUCCACCUGGCUGCCUGGCUCAUCCCCAGCGCCAAAUCCAUUGCUGUACUGGCACUCAGCUCCGUGGAUGGUGACCCGGUGGCUGGGGUUUGCUAUGUGGGCAACCAGAGCCUGGAGAACCUGCGGGGCUUUGUGUUGGCACCACUAGUGGUUUAUCUCUUCACUGGCAGCCUCUUCCUGCUGGCUGGUUUUGUCUCACUCUUCCGCAUCCGCAGUGUGAUCAAGCAGGGCGGCACCAAAACUGACAAGCUGGAGAAGCUGAUGAUCCGCAUCGGCAUCUUCACCGUGCUCUACACUGUGCCCGCCACCAUCGUCAUCGCCUGUUACAUCUACGAGCAGCACAACCGGGAGGCGUGGGAGCAGGCGCAGAACUGCUCCUGCCCGGGGGACCCUCACCGCCCCAAGCCUGACUAUGCCGUCUUCAUGCUCAAGUACUUCAUGUGCCUUGUGGUGGGCAUCACCUCCGGUGUUUGGAUCUGGUCUGGGAAGACACUCGAGUCCUGGAGGCGCUUCACUGCCCGGUGCUGCCGGGCUAGAAAGCCUGUGGGCGCCUCUGUGUAUGGUGAGGCCAGCCCGGCGCUGGCGGGCAGGACGGUGCUGCCCAGCAUGGCCUCCUACCACAAGCAGGUCCCACUGUCCCACGUGUGACCGGAGGGAGCCUCAGUGACCCCAGCCACAGGGAGGAGAGGGUUGCA